AUGAGCUCAAGCCCGCUGCCAUCGUCUCCGCCUGGGCCCUUGAUGGCUCAUGGUAUGGACGAUGACGACGAGGUCGAGGAGGAGGCUGAGAUCCAGGACGAUAUCGACGACAUUGACGAGAUGGCCGACGACGACGUCGACCUGUUCCGCGAGGGCUUCGAAGCAGACUACAGAGAACGAGAGGACGAUGCGUACGAGGGUGCAGGCCUUGAUGACGAAGGCGACUACGAUUCCAUGGACCUGGGCGACAGGCGGCGACUCGAGGCUCAGCUCAACCGACGAGACAGAGAAGUGGCCCGCAGACAGAGGAUUCCGGCCGCGUACCUCCCCGGCGAUGACGAAGACGGAGACAUUGACCUCACGGCGCAGCCUCGUCGGCGAAGGCACCACUACGACGAAGACCCGGAUGAUGCCAUGGAUGACAUUAUGGACGAGGAGCUCUCCCUCGAGGCUCUGGGCGACGUCAAGGCCUCCAACCUGACCGAGUGGGUAUCGCAGCCCCCGGUUCAGCGCACCAUCAAGCGAGAGUUCAAAGCCUUCUUGACGUCCUAUACAGAUGCCUCUGGCUCAUCAGUCUAUGGCAGCCGUAUUCGGACGCUUGGUGAGAUCAACGCAGAGUCGCUGGAGGUCUCGUACGAGCACCUGGCCGAGAGCAAGGCCAUCCUCGCCUACUUCUUGGCCAACGCCCCUGCGGAGAUGCUCAAGCUGUUUGACCAAGUCGCCAUGGAUGUUGUCCUGCUGCACUACCCUGACUACGAGCGUAUCCACUCCGAAAUCCACGUCCGCAUCUUUGACCUGCCUGUUCACUACACACUUCGACAAUUGCGCCAGUCGCACCUCAACUGCCUUGUGCGCGUCAGCGGAGUAGUCACACGUCGAAGUGGCGUCUUUCCUCAGCUGAAAUAUGUCAAAUUCGACUGUGGCAAGUGCGGUGAGACUCUCGGUCCUUUCCAGCAAGAGUCUCACGUCGAGGUCAAGGUCACGUUCUGCCAGAGCUGUCAGUCUCGCGGGCCCUUCACCUUGAACUCUGAGAAGACCGUCUACCGCAACUACCAGAGGCUCACCCUUCAGGAGUCGCCCGGCACUGUUCCUGCCGGUCGUCUUCCCCGUCACCGAGAGGUCAUCCUGCUGUGGGAUUUGAUUGACAAGGCCAAGCCAGGUGAAGAGAUCGAGGUCACUGGUAUUUACCGGAACAACUACGAUGCGCAGUUGAACAACCGCAAUGGUUUCCCUGUGUUUGCCACCAUCCUCGAGGCCAACAACGUUGUCAAAUCCCACGACCAGCUUGCUGGAUUCCGCUUGACCGAACAAGACGAGCAGGAGAUUCGCAAACUAGCUCGCGAUCCCAAUAUUGUGGACCGGAUUGUCAACUCCAUCGCCCCAAGUAUCUACGGACACACGGAUAUCAAGACGGCAGUUGCCCUGUCCCUAUUUGGUGGCGUAGCCAAGACCGGCCGAGGAGCCCAUCACGUUCGUGGAGACAUCAACGUUCUCCUUCUUGGUGAUCCCGGAACGGCCAAAUCACAGGUUCUCAAAUACGUCGAGAAAACAGCACACAGGGCCGUCUUUGCCACCGGCCAAGGUGCCAGUGCUGUCGGUCUGACGGCUAGCGUCCGCCGAGACCCCUUGACGAGCGAAUGGACUCUCGAAGGCGGUGCUCUUGUUUUGGCUGAUAGAGGCACUUGCCUUAUUGACGAGUUCGACAAGAUGAACGACCAGGAUCGAACUUCGAUCCACGAAGCCAUGGAACAGCAGACCAUUUCCAUCUCCAAGGCGGGUAUUGUGACAACUCUUCAAGCUCGCUGUGGCAUCAUUGCCGCCGCCAACCCGAUCGGUGGUCGUUACAACUCCAUGAUUCCCUUCUCGGCCAACGUGGAGUUGACGGAGCCCAUUCUGUCGCGUUUCGACAUUCUGUGCGUGGUGCGAGACUUGGUAGAGCCCUCCGAGGACGAGCGGUUGGCAAGGUUCAUUGUUGGCUCUCACGGCCGAAGCCAUCCCGUGUCACAGGCGCGUCCAGGCACAGCUACCCAAGGCAGCGCAAUGGACACACAGCAGACGGCUGCUUCCAGGGAUCAGCGAGAUGUCAAGGAAAUCCCCCAGGAGUUGCUGCGCAAGUACAUUCUGUAUGCCCGGGAGCGCUGCAGUCCCAAACUCUAUCACAUGGACGAGGAUAAGGUGGCCAGGCUGUUUGCGGAUAUGAGAAGAGAGUCCCUCGCGACAGGCGCCUACCCCAUCACUGUCCGUCAUCUUGAGGCUAUCAUCAGAAUCAGCGAAGCCUUCUGCAGGAUGCGCCUUUCCGAAUACUGCUCAGCACAAGACAUUGACCGGGCCAUUGCGGUGACGGUAGAGAGUUUUGUAGGAAGCCAAAAGGUCAGCUGCAAGAAGGCUCUGGCGCGUGCCUUUGCCAAGUACACGUUGGCUCGACCUGGUGCAAAGAAGGGGCCGGGUAAUGCUUCGCAGAGGAGACCGGAAGCCGUGAUGGCUUAA
This is a messenger RNA of Trichoderma reesei QM6a, 2487 nucleotides long. RefSeq lists its product as uncharacterized. Gene Ontology annotation, biological process: mitotic DNA replication initiation; double-strand break repair via break-induced replication; DNA replication. The transcript has 2 exons. Gene Ontology annotation, molecular function: single-stranded DNA binding; single-stranded DNA helicase activity; 3'-5' DNA helicase activity. NCBI's taxonomy places the organism in Eukaryota, Fungi, Ascomycota, Sordariomycetes, Hypocreales, Hypocreaceae. Bases 1 to 2487 code for a protein of 828 amino acids. The record is from RefSeq and is a predicted model, not a curated record. Gene Ontology annotation, cellular component: nucleus; MCM complex.